This is a messenger RNA of Bursaphelenchus xylophilus (pine wood nematode), 1004 nucleotides long. Lineage: Eukaryota; Metazoa; Nematoda; Chromadorea; Rhabditida; Aphelenchoididae. The record is from the annotation of a GenBank genome assembly.
AUGGAAGAGCCCAAUUUAUAUGAUUCAGAGGACUCGGAAGACCAACCCAAAAUCGACAUCAGAGAAGGGAUUAGUGUAAGUCCGCUGUUUUCGAUCGGGUUUAGUAAAUACGAAAUCACAUUUGGAUAGCUGCAUUUUUUUAUUUUUUAGGGCGUUUAGUAAAUAGAGCUUGCCUCACAAGUUCAACAAAAUAUGGUCACUGCAAAAGUUUUGAGGGUGAUCUCUGCAGACGUGAUAAAAACGAACCGUUUAUUUUUUAUCGUGCAAUUUCUUGCUUUUUGCACCGCGCAAAUCAAUCUUUUGGGCCCCUCUGACUUUGAGUUUUGCCACAUUUUUUCUUUUUUUCAAUUCGCUGAAAAUGAGUGAAAAAUAAUUUUUUUUUUCUCUUUUGUCAUCUUUAUGAUCUCCAAUUUGCAAAGACUUAUCCAAUUCUAGGUCCUUUCUAAAGCAAAGAUUAAAUUUUUUGGAAUUUGCCAUGUUGAAUAACCGGAACGCCCCAAAAAUUCAAAAUAAUUGCACGACACACUAUGUAUCUUAUCAAAACUGCUACAGCUGACCAUAACGCACACAGAUGACCCGGACCGGGAGCCUUUUGUAAUUGUUGAACAUCAAAGUCUAAAUAUAGAAUCGACCGGGAAGUUGGACAAGACCAAAUUAUAUGUAAGCGACAAGGAAAUCGACGCUGUCAUUUACACCAAAGAAAGGGAUGAACAGACAACGUGAGAGCAGUAGUAGCACUCUAAAACUUUUCCAUUUAUAUAUAGAAACUGUUCCAAGCAAGAAGUGGGGACCCAACAUGAGCAUCAGACCUUGUCCAUGGAACAACUUCAGAGGGUUUUGGCUUCGCAAAAGUUUGAGAGAUUCCUAAACACGAUUGUGCCGAUGUAAGUGGAACAAAUUUGCAAUGUAUACAUGUACUAGAAGCAAGGAAAAAAAUUGAUCUUAUUUUCAGGAUGGAAGAGGAAGUCCGGCAAAAUGUGAUCCUCGAAAAGAUUUUAUGGUAA